This is a messenger RNA of Polyodon spathula (Mississippi paddlefish), 2256 nucleotides long. RefSeq names its product ceramide synthase 2-like. Gene Ontology annotation, molecular function: sphingosine N-acyltransferase activity; DNA binding. The transcript is spliced from 12 exons. Lineage: Eukaryota; Metazoa; Chordata; Actinopteri; Acipenseriformes; Polyodontidae. The coding region runs from base 147 to 1349 and encodes 400 amino acids. Gene Ontology annotation, cellular component: membrane. The record is from RefSeq and is a predicted model, not a curated record. Gene Ontology annotation, biological process: ceramide biosynthetic process.
CGGUUCAGCUGUUUGUUUGAGCUGAGCGUUUGGUCGAGAAGCACGCCGCGUCACCUUAGUUCCACGUCCGUGUCUCUCCGGUGUUUGGAGCAGGACAGGUACGCGCAGUGUUUGUUCAGGGUAUAGUGGAGAGCUGCCGCUCACAGAUGGAGUCUCUCUUGGACCGCUGGCUGUGGCGUCAGGAGUACUGGCUCCCGCCAGGCGUCACGUGGGCUGACAUGGUAGAGACAGAGAGCGUCCAGUACCCGCAGCCUCGCGACCUGCUCAUCACACUCCCCCUCUCCCUGGUCUUCAUCGCUGCUCGCUACGGCUUUGAGAGGCUGGUGGCGCUGCCUCUGAGCCGGAAAAUGGGAGUGAGGGACACCACCCGGCCGGUUCUGGCGGUCCAGAAUGUGACCUUGGAGGUGUUUUACAAGCAGCAAAGCAGGAGCCCAUCACAGAGUCAGUUCCACAGCCUAUCUAAACAGUGUGACCUCUCCCAGAGACAAAUCGAGAGGUGGUUCCGUCUCCGUAGAAACCAAGACAGGCCCAGCAACAGCAAGAAGUUCUGCGAGGCCUGCUGGAGGUUUACCUUCUAUAUGAUAGCCUUCCUCGCUGGCCUGGCUGUUUUGGUUGAUAAACCCUGGUUUUGGGACCCAAGUGAAUGCUGGGUUGGCUAUCCGCAGCAACCCCUACAGACCUCCCAGUACUGGUACUACAUGACUGAACUGGCCUUUUACUGGUCUUUGCUGCUCAGAGUCUCGUUCGAUGUCAAACGAAAGGAUUUUAAGGAGCAGGUCAUCCAUCACAUCGCCACCAUUUUCCUGAUGGGAUUCUCGUACUGUGCUAAUUACAUCAGAGUGGGAACACUGGUGCUGCUGGUGCACGAUGCCUCUGACUAUCUCUUGGAAUCAGCCAAGAUGUUUAACUACGCCGGCUGGAGGAGGGUGUGUGACUCCCUGUUUUUCGUUUUCACUGCUGUCUUUCUGGUGACCCGGCUUGUGGUGUUUCCAGUCAAAGUGCUCUACACCACUUGGUAUCUCUCCAUGGAGAACUUCCAGCCCUUCUUUGGCUAUUACUUCUUCAACGCCCUGCUCCUGGUCCUGCAGCUCCUCCAUGUUUUCUGGGCCUUGCUCAUCCUACGCAUGGUCUGGAAGUUUGUCGUCCAGGGCAGGGUUGAGCGAGAUGAGAGGAGUGAUGAGGAGGAGAAUCACACAGAGGAGGAGGAGGAGGAGGAGGAGGAGACUCGCUGGGAGAGGAGGAAGUGCACCUUCGACUCCAAACUCCCCUCGCUGGCCAACAACUGCGUGCUCAACAACUUGACCAACCAGAGGAACGGUGCACCCAGCAGGCAGCCAAAAGCCCGCUAACAAAUCACGAAAAUGCACCAACAGAAAAAUACAGCAGAUGAACUGCAUAUCUAGUACAUCAUUUGAAACCCUUUUCUCUAAUGCCUCCCAUUGACACAUGGCUUGAUGACGAUGGUGAUGAUUGCACUCCACACCAGCAGAGAUCCUCUUGCUGAUAAUAAAGCUGACACUUGGCAAUUGGUCUCAGGAGAGCCAUGGAGUCUCCAACUGUGGAACUACUAGGGUGAGGCAGGGGGUGAAACUGAUUAAACUUUUUGACUAUGUGACUCACAACUUUUAUAAUUAUAAUAAUAAUAAUAAAUUAUUUGAUUCAGAUAUCUUUUGCAUUGUUUUCUAAUGAGCCCAAAAAGGGGAGUCUGCACCCAACAGAAUAUUAAGAGUUCAUGCUAUGUAAUGUGUUUAACUUAUUGCACGUGCUUGUGUCUGAACAAUGCUCCACUUUCAACUGUUGCCCUCCCACAUGUAUGCUAAUACAGCCUCGUGGAUUUACUGAGACUGAAUGACUGUGUUGUAACAGGGGGGCAAUGAUAUUACUGUGAUGGUACUCCCAAUUGUACAAGCCUUUCUUUCCAAACCAAAACGAAUGCAGAGCCUCAUCACUCUAAAUACACUGUUUAAACUGUAAAGCACCUUGCUCUAUUAAGUGUACCGACGCACAGUCGCAGAGCUGCUGUACCACUCACCCGCCUGUAGUUGCUGGAGCUGUCUCGGGUCGGGUCGGGUCAGACUGAAGGGGGCGUGUCUGUCGUACCCCUGGUUGUAACAUAAUGAUGGUCCAGUCAGAAGCGAGGCUGUGUCAGUGUGCUGCAUGUCAGGAGGUGGAGCGGUUCAGUGCUGAGGUUUGUUCUCAAGACAGCCAUUCCCAAUCUUGUUGUUUUUUAAUUUUAAUAAAAUAUAUUUUAUUGCA